CUUCAUCAGCACCAGCAGUCUGUUGGAUUACAACUGAGCGACUCAGUGUUCUUCCUUGAGUGUGCCGUACUACCUACCGUCGAGACCCUCCUUGCCAUGAUUUGCUAGACUUCCGCACCGUCAUCAGAGACACUUGUCAAACUCUCCUUCCUAUCCUCCUUACCCCUCUAAGCUUCGCACAAGUUUUUCUUCGAAGUUCAUUCUGAUUCCGGAAAAUGAUUACAAUAAUUAUAAUAUGUUAAUCAUGUUUGUAAUCACGAUCAUGUGAGUAAGAGUAUUUUUGAACCACAUGUGAAUCACCGUUCGUCCUUCUACAAAUCACUCUUCGUUCACGAUCCGAUCUCAUCGACUUAGCAGGGAAGAAACAACAAGAUGUCGGAUGUAUUCACCUUCUGGUUGCCGGAUGACGACAAUGCUAGUACCCUCAGACCCCUGUGGACUAGCGAAUCCGGCAUCUGUGUAUGCACCUUCGCUGCCAUGUUCAUCUAUCAACUGAUCAUGCUGACAAUCGCUACGCUACGUGGCGUUUACAAAUUUUUCCUGAUGCGGAAGCGUUGCAAUUUGCUCGAGCGCUAUGGCGGCCCUGGGACCUAUGUAGCGAUUACUGGUGCGAGCAGUGGAAUGGGCCGCAUAUUAGCGCAUCAUUUUGCGGAGUUGGGAUUUAACCUGCUUCUGAUCGGCCAUAGUGGAUGCGAAAAGACGAAAAAAGAGUGCAUAGAUAUCGCUGCUGGAAGACUAAAGGCUGGGGAAGUGGACUCGAGCAAGGAGGAGGAAGCAGAGAUGAGGAGUUUUGGGGAGGACGAGGAAAAAAGUGCUAUUUUCAGAGAUGAACCAACAUUUUUGCUGCUGGAACUGUUUUGUCCUGCCAUUACUGAAUGGGGCAUUAUGAUGAACCGCAUGUCCGAGUGUAUUUCUUCAAUGAAUCAUUUGCGAAGACUCUGUCUACGGACGCGGCAUAGAGUAAGAUGUCGUACUGAUAAUUGCAAUUUCGUUUUCCUUAUUGUUGACAGAGUAUAAAUAACGUCCUCUGCAACUACAGGUGUCACAGUCACAGCAGCAGAAGCAAGCGCAAAGCCCGAAACCAACGUGCGCACCAUCUUAUGCGAUUUUGGCGAAGCAGCAAAAGAAAGUGACUUCUUCGCACCGAUCGAAGCUGCCUUUGAAGAAUUAGAUGUGGGCGUUUUGAUAAACAAUGUGGGCCAGCGAUUUGCAUGGGACCCGUAUCAUGAGUUCCCGAAGGAGCAGAUUGAGCAGGUUAUCUCAGUAGGUGCACUGACGCAAGCGAGGAUGACGCAAAUUGCUCUGAAAAAGUUUAAGAGUCGAUCGUCGAGCAAUGCAGUUGCGGAGGAGAAGAAGACGUAAUUUUGAAAUAGAUGCUAAACUUAGUUUUCGCACCUGACUUUUCCAGAUGAAUCAGGCCGAAUAGAUGAUUUUGUUUUGUUGUGCCUCUUGAUUCCGUUCAGCUAAGUCGAAUAGAUGAUUUACUCUGACAAGAAACCUGUACUAUCAGCUCCGCUGUUGUCUUCAUCACUGCCAUGGGGCAUCAUCCGGGUUCACUCCUAGCAGUUGGCCAGAUCGAACCGUGGCUAACCGUCCCCUACCUCGCCGUUUACGAGGCAGCAAAUCAAUUCGGAUUCUACCACGCCAACAGCGUCAUGGCGGAAUACGGGAACGAAUUUGACUUUCUGUUAAGACUGGUGAAGGUGAUGGAAUUGCAAUUGGACACCUAAUGACACCUGUAACCUAUAAUUUCAAAUCUGGAGGUGUCUCGUUGUCGUUCAGACACACAGCACUUGCUUUACUAGACACACAGCACUGGUGCCGCUCUCUAAUCCCCAACAUCACUCCUGGUGCUGUUUUUACCGAGAACACGAAAUACCUGAUGCGCGAUCCGGUCUGCUGGAUGCAAGGGUGCCACGUAGAGCAUUUCUGUGCGAACAUCGUACGCUUUCUUGGCCGCGUCAAUGGCAUACAUUGCGCCUAUUGGGGACACGCACUUUCCAUGCACUUGCUGAACAUCUUGCCUUUUGGGCAUGAGGUUUUCAAAUCGUGGGUUGGCUACAGUGUCGGAAAGUUGAUUGCUUCGCAGCACAUGGAAGCGUACCCAAAUCGACCGGGAGGGGAGUGUGGGAAAACGAAGUAAAGAAGGUUUCUUGAGGAGAAAAGUUGCUGUUCUUUGUAGUUCUUGUACUUGACAAUGUCCACAUAGUCCUCGAGUAGUACCUGUCCGGAGUUGGCUAGUAUGAGGGCUCUCCACAUAUAAUAAUAAUAAUAUGUUGACGUAGUUCCUAUUCAUAUUAACCAUGCAUGUUGUUCUUACAAAGAUCCAAGAUUACGAACUCCAUAUAGGCGCUGGCAGAAUUAAUGUAAGAUCUAUGCAAUUAACAUUACUUCUGCAAGCGCCUAUAUGUUAUUCCAAACUCUUACAUUAAGAUAAGCGAAGUAAUCCACGCAGUUGUUUGCC
Molecule: messenger RNA, 2464 nt
Organism: Amoebophrya sp. A25
Lineage: Eukaryota; Dinophyceae; Syndiniales; Amoebophryaceae
Source: the annotation of a GenBank genome assembly